AUGUUAUCUGCAGAAGAAUACAAUAAUAUACUAUGGAAACUCGACAAUAUUCCAUCGACUUAUACUGGUAAAUCACGUCAAAAUUAUCCAACAUCUGAAGAAACAUUAAAUCAAAUUAGUCAAACUGUAACAACAUCGUUUAAUUUUACAUUAGAUACCGAAUCUAUGCAAACUCGUCAACGUAAAAAUAAACCAGUAUUAAUUCAAAUACAAGCAUUAUUAUCAAAUAAUUUUUCCAUCAUUCUUAUUUUUGAAAUGUGUCAUUUACCUCGAGAACAUACAACAACAUUUUAUUUAAUUAAAAAUCUUCUCACAACAAUUUUUAAUAGUAGUAAACCUAUUUAUAUUUGGGGUGAACGUGAUGAAUUAACCCCAUUCGCCAUUUAUAAUCUAUUUUCUGAAACACAACUUUUAUUAGCCAAUUUUCAAAAUUUACAAGAUACAUUUAAAGAACAAUGGCAACAACACGUUCCACAUUUAAUCUCAACAAUAUCUUCGUCUGAUCCAACAUCUGAAUGUUUAUGUGAACAAUGUAUCGGAAAAAAUUCUCACGAAUUAUGGUCGUUACAGGAUGCUUUAUUUCAAUCGAAUCUUAAAGAACAACAACAACAAGAUCGUCAAAAAUUAAGCAUUUAUGCUGCAAGCGAUUGUCUAUCUAUGCAACAUUUACUUAUUCAAACGCAAAUCAUCACAACAGCACCUACAGCAAUAACAACAACAAUACCAACAACUAUACAUCCAUCAAAUAUUAAUCGUGAGAAUCUCGAACCAAUAUCAUUCGAUGAUACACAGCGUGAACCCGAACCUGAGCCUGAAGAACAACAAUUUACAACAACAGUAUCAAAUGUUUUUACAACAACCACCGAACCAAUACAUGAUAACGAUUUAGAAUUAAUAUCAUCUGAUGAUGACGAACAUCAUUUGCCAUAA
Rotaria socialis is the source of this 930-nucleotide messenger RNA. The record is from the annotation of a GenBank genome assembly. Lineage: Eukaryota; Metazoa; Rotifera; Eurotatoria; Philodinida; Philodinidae.